UUCUCCCUGGGGUCCAGCUUGCAGUAGUGGGUGGUCUUGCCUCCCUCUCUCUCCAGACUCCUCUCCCACUCACCUUCCUCUAGAUCACACCCGCCCCCCCUGCCCUUUCUGACCUCCCUUUGGAGGGCUUGGCUUCUCCAAAGGGGAUAUGUGGGAGACACAGUUCCCGGUCCUGCUGCUUCUUCAACUGCUGAGGGCGGUUCCAGUGGAGACCUCAGGGCCUGGGGCAAAGGCCCAGGUGGUGUGGGCCCAGGAAGGGGCUCCUGUCCAACUCCCCUGCAGCCCCACGCCUGCCCUGGAGGAGCUCAGCUUUUGGCGAAGCGCAUCAGUCACCUGGAAGCAUGAACCAGACAGAGCCCGCCGCUACACAGUGCUGAGGGUGGCCCCGGGAGGCCUCCGCAGCGGGCAGUUGCCCCUGCAGCCCCGCGUGCAGCUGGCGACGCACUCCCUCCAACGCGGGGACUUCUCGCUGUGGCUGCGGCCAGCCCGGCGCAGCGACGCGGGCGAGUACAGCGCCACGGUGACCCUCAGGGACCGCGCCUUCGCCUGCCGCCUCCGCCUGCGCGUGGGCCAGGCAGCCGUGACCGCCAGCUCCCCAGGACCUCUGAAGACCCAGGAGUCCGUCGUCUUGCACUGCUCCUGCAGCCGCCCUGACCUCCCGGCUUCAGUGCGCUGGUUCCGAGGCCCAGCUCAGGUCGCUGUCCAGAAGUCCAGCCGACACCACCUGGCGGGCAGCUUCCUUUUCCUGCCUCAGGUCGGCCCGGCAGACUCUGGGCCCUGGAGCUGCUCCCUCACCUACAGAGAUGGCCUCCGAGUCUCCGCCACGUACAACCUCACGGUUCUGGGUCUGGAGCCCCCAGCCCCGCUGACAGUGUAUGUGGGGGCGGGUUCCAGGGUGGAGCUGCCCUGCCGCCUGCCUCUUGUUGCGGGGACCCAGUCUUUCCUCACUGCCAAGUGGGCCCCACCUGGGGGACGCCCAGACCUCCAGGUAGCUGGAGACCAUGGCAAUUUUACCCUUAGCCUCGAGGCUGUGAGCCAGGCCCAGGCUGGGACCUACACCUGCUCCAUCCAACUGCAGGGACAGCAGCUCCGUGCCACCGUGACCUUGGCAGUCAUCACAGUGACUCCCCAAUCCUUCGGGUCACCUGACUCCCCCAAGAAGCUGCUUUGUGAGGUGACUCCCACGUCUGGACAGGAGCACUUUGUGUGGCACCACCUGAGCGACCAGUCUCGACCAGACUCCCCAGGGCCCUGGCUGGAGAUGGAGAAGGCUGGGCUUCCUUCCCAACCCUGGCAGUGCCAGUUGUACCAGGGAGAGAGACUUCUUGGAUCCAUGUUAUACGCCACAGACUUGUCUGGCCCAGGUGCCCAACGCUCCGGGGGUCCCCAGGGUGCCGUCACCGCAGGCCACUUUCCUCUCUUCCUUAUCCUGGGAAUCUUGCUGCUGCUCCUCGCUCUGACUGGAGCCUUGGGUUUUCACCUGUGGAGACGAUGGUGGCGACCAAGAAGAUUCCCUGCCCUGGAGAACGGGAUUCACCUUCCCCAGGCUCCCAGCAAGACAGUGGAGCUCGAGCAAGAACUGGAGCUGGAACCGGAGCUGGAACUGGAGCAGGAACUGGAGCUACAAGAGCAAGAACCGGAGCCGGCACCAGAGCAGCACUGACCUGGAGCUGAGGCAGUCAAGCUCCACUGCUCAGUCUUUGUCCCCCAUCCCAGCCCCUAAAUAAACUCUCUGUCAGCAGCCAACCUG
Echinops telfairi (small Madagascar hedgehog) is the source of this 1750-nucleotide messenger RNA. RefSeq names its product lymphocyte activating 3 (gene LAG3). The record is from RefSeq and is a predicted model, not a curated record. Bases 149 to 1663 code for a protein of 504 amino acids. Gene Ontology annotation, cellular component: external side of plasma membrane; membrane raft. Lineage: Eukaryota; Metazoa; Chordata; Mammalia; Afrosoricida; Tenrecidae. Gene Ontology annotation, molecular function: protein tyrosine kinase binding; MHC class II protein binding. Gene Ontology annotation, biological process: interleukin-15-mediated signaling pathway; positive regulation of ERK1 and ERK2 cascade; T cell activation. The transcript is spliced from 8 exons.